CGGCAACAUUAUGAGCACUCAAAGCAGGUCUUAGCGGCUGUACUCUAAAGAAAGGCGCAACAAGGGCGAAAAGAAGACUCGAAAGUAGUGACAUCAAGAUGGCUGAUAUUGAGCACCUCAAAUCUCUGUUCCAGUUCUACCCGGACUUUCCCAAGAAGGGCAUUAACUUCUGUGACAUACUGCCCGUGCUGCGCGACCCGCAAGCGUUCGAAUCCCUCCUAACGCAUAUCCUCUCGCAUAUCUUCAACUUCACACUGCCGAAACUCGCUGGCCCAAGCAAGAAGAUUGACGUUGUGGUUGGGCUCGACGCUCGAGGCUUCCUUCUGGGCCCAAGCAUUGCGUUGCGCCUUGGCGCAGCUUUCGUACCUGUUCGUAAGAGGGGGAAGCUCCCGGGAAAGUGCGAACGUGCGACGUACAUGAAAGAGUAUGGCGAAGACGUAUUCGAAGUCCAAGCAGACUCAAUCAAGCCUGGCUCCACCGUUCUCGUUGUCGAUGACUUGAUCGCCACGGGCGGUUCGGCCAAGGCAGCCGGUGAACUCGUGCAGAAAUGCGGCGGCAAGACGGUUGAAUACGUGUUCGUUGUCGCCAUCCCUUUCCUCAAGGGUGCUGAGAAGCUCGAUUCGCCUUCGUAUAACCUGGUCGACAUUGACUAGACGUGAUCGGCGGCUUCCAAAGAUAUGCGGUGAAUUCAACAGUUCACUGUCAGAGUGACAACCCGCUCCGCAAUUAGAACUUUAUCUCUAGGUCACCCCAACUUCAGCUUCGGUCGUGCGAUGCAGUGGCUAGGAUACAUUGUGAUGCUGGACCGACACCGGUGCGGAUCAUCCUAGCUUGUUCGCCUUCUUUCCGAGUGACUCUACGACGUCGCCAACGUGUUUGAGUGUCUCAAUCGUCGCCUCAUAGAUUU
Tilletiaria anomala UBC 951 is the source of this 907-nucleotide messenger RNA. Its product is annotated as adenine phosphoribosyltransferase. NCBI's taxonomy places the organism in Eukaryota, Fungi, Basidiomycota, Exobasidiomycetes, Georgefischeriales, Tilletiariaceae. The coding region runs from base 99 to 653 and encodes 184 amino acids. The record is from RefSeq and is a predicted model, not a curated record. Gene Ontology annotation, biological process: adenine salvage; AMP salvage. Gene Ontology annotation, cellular component: cytoplasm. The transcript has 4 exons. Gene Ontology annotation, molecular function: AMP binding; adenine phosphoribosyltransferase activity; adenine binding.